AUGUUUUAUUCUUUACCAACAGAAACAAAACUUGAUAUUUUUAAGUGUUUUAAUUAUCAACAAUUAUGUUCAAUCAAACAAACGAAUUUAUAUUUUCGGGAUUUUAUUAAUGAUUUUCAGGGAAAACUUGCUCGGGAGGAAUUUUAUGGAAUUUCUAUUUGGAAAAAUGGAUUGAAAACUUCGAUUCCUUUGUAUUUACCUCAAGAUGCAGCUCGAAAUACUGUUAUUUGUUUGAAUAAAGGUUAUGACACUGGAUGUCAUAUACUUCAACUACCAAAAAUGGUUAAAAGUAAAGAGCACAUCAAAAUUGUUUAUUAUUAUUUAAAUAAAUUAUUCAAUUGUUCUUUUAAAUGGUGCGACUUUCAUAAAUAUAUAUUCAAUCCAGAAUUGAUUCAAUUAUUAUUUGGAACUGCUAAACAAUUUUAUGUACAAUCAUGCAAUCGUUUAGCUUAUCAAUUCAGUAUUGAACUAUUAUUCCAAUUUGUUUGGAACAAUUUAGCUACUGGAAUUCUUAGAAUUAAUUUUUUGCUAGAACAAGACGUUAUGAAAAAAUAUAUAAAUAUUUUAUGUAAAAUUUUAAUAAACGGAGAAGACAAAUUUGGAAAAGUUGAGUUGAGGUUUUAUUCUUUUUUCGGAGGUUUGGCUCAUGGUACAAAUGCAACAUUACUUUAUGAUCAGAUUGUUGAAUAUAUAUCAACAUCUAAAGGUUGUGCAAAAAUGUUGCCUGUCAUUACUUUUGAGUUCGCAAAUUCCACAAGUUUCAAAUUAAGUGAAAAAGCCGAAAAGGUCGAAUCUAAACAAUUAAAUGGAGUUAAAUAUACAAAUUAUCAAAUAUCCAAUAUUUACAAUCCAAUGGCAAAAUAUUUAUUUUGCAAUGAAGAAAGGAAAACUUCAAGGGCUUUUGAAGUUAAAAUUGAAAUAACAAAAGUAGAAUUUGAAUGA
Molecule: messenger RNA, 942 nt
Organism: Meloidogyne enterolobii
Lineage: Eukaryota; Metazoa; Nematoda; Chromadorea; Rhabditida; Meloidogynidae
Source: the annotation of a GenBank genome assembly